This is a messenger RNA of Neurospora crassa OR74A, 1422 nucleotides long. RefSeq lists its product as hypothetical. NCBI's taxonomy places the organism in Eukaryota, Fungi, Ascomycota, Sordariomycetes, Sordariales, Sordariaceae. The transcript has a single exon. The record is from RefSeq and is a predicted model, not a curated record. Bases 341 to 1171 code for a protein of 276 amino acids.
GCUAAUCGCUGUCUGGGCAUCCAUUGAUCCUUUUAAUCAUGUGUUGUUCUUCUUUGGUUGUUUCGCUGCUUCAUAAGCCGAUAGAUAAUAUCAGUUUUUAAAUCCCACUUACACAUAUUUUCGUUCACAAUGCUCCGUAUUCUACCGGGUCAUUUACUUUUCAAGCACGGCACCGCCCCAACCAGCCGAUCCGGAUCUUAACUAACAAAAAGAUGCAUCCCGCUCGCCGAUAAACUGUGGACCCUUACAUACCAUUCCCCGAUCCGGAGUACACUCCUAACGAACUGCUGACCCGGACCCGGAUCAGGCCUGAGAAUCAGGAUCUCUUCAGCUCGGAUUAAUGACCCCCUUUUCUUUCUCGAUACACAUACCAAUACCACUUGUCAGCGCUUGUCCCAGGUUGGAACGCUUCGUGUUCACAUCUGAAGCCAGCCCAACAGUUAGGAGAGCGACGCCAUGGGACUUCGCCUUUCUCGGGCCCGCGCUGGUUUUGAGAGCUCUGAGCCCUCUGUCGCAACAACUCAAGGCAUUGUCCACCAAGUAUGCGCCAAUGCUCGAUUACAUUUUCAUGAACGUGCCAAACGACGCGGAUUCCGACGACGACAAUAUAAAUCCUGACGACAACAUGGAAGCCAACGAAAACCUUAAUACGCAUCUUGGAUACUUCCCAAACCUCGAAAUGUUACGCAACUGUCACAGAGCUUUACGGUGGACACAUUCUGAUGGUCCCGUGAAAGAACAGCUGGUCACACAGAUCAAAGGAUGUCCACGUCUUGAGUCGCUUGACAUCACGCAGAUCGAUAUCAGAGACGCCCAAAUCCGGCCACAACUAGAAGGUCUGGCAGCCGUGGCCAGUAUGGAUGCUCUGCCAUUGUUAAAGGGGUUGAGGAUAGGCAUCCUCAAAAGUCAAAGUCAAGAUGAACCAGUACAAUGGACAGGGGACGACUCUUGUCCACAUCUAAGCGUUCUGUUAGCAACAGACCACCUCGCCACUUAUCCGAAAACCGUCAUAAAGCUUCUGAUUGAGAUCGAAUUGUUUUGGGAGAAAAUGGCAAUUCUGCAAACUUUUUCCGCGGUUCAUAAAGAUAUUCAUAACACGAUUACUGUUCAUCCCUAUUUAGAAACGAUCAUGGGGGCUGUGAAGGAAAGGAUAUCAGUAGCACGCCGAUAGAGAAACACCAAAGCAUUGGUAGGAGAGAAAAGGGCGGACAAGAAAAGGCGAGAAAGAAAAGGAUGGCAAAAAAAAAAAGCAUGGGAGUGGGACAGGGUGGAACGGGAAAGAGCAGACUAUGAAAAGUGAAGCGGAACAAUCAAAAGGAAGGAAUCUAUCAAAGUAGUUUUUCAGGUCCCAAGUGGCCAUGUACCGUUCAGCAUCUGUUGCGCUGUGGGAAAACAGCUGUGGAUGUUGGAGUGACAAAGAGC